This is a messenger RNA of Nerophis ophidion (straightnose pipefish), 8445 nucleotides long. RefSeq names its product leukocyte receptor tyrosine kinase (gene ltk). The transcript has 29 exons. Gene Ontology annotation, cellular component: signaling receptor complex; membrane. Lineage: Eukaryota; Metazoa; Chordata; Actinopteri; Syngnathiformes; Syngnathidae. Gene Ontology annotation, molecular function: ATP binding; transmembrane receptor protein tyrosine kinase activity; protein binding. The record is from RefSeq and is a predicted model, not a curated record. Gene Ontology annotation, biological process: regulation of cell population proliferation; protein phosphorylation; positive regulation of kinase activity. The coding region runs from base 251 to 4756 and encodes 1501 amino acids.
ACGUCACGAGGGAGGCUGAAGCGCCAAAACACAGGGGGACGUAGACGUUACCGAUGACGUCACCACACCCGCAUCAGCAUCACUCACACAUCGCCGAGUGCGCAGCUUGUGCAAACGAGCAAGCAGCCAACCAGCCGGCGCGAAACACUGCGUCUCCCGGGGCCGCGUGUGUGCGUCUCAUUCGCUACAUGAGGAUCUAAAGGCGCCAUAACAAUUCCCGCGGAGGCUUGGCGGGAGAGACACUAGAACCAUGGACGUCGUGGAAACGCGCAUUUUUCUGCCACUCGCAAUUCUAAUAAUCAGCCGUUGCCACGCUCUUCUGGACAGUCUUCUGGAAGACAACAUCUCAGUUUCCUCCUGUGAUUUCGAAGCACCUUGCCUAUGGACUUUGUCAAAUCACAGCAACCAAAGUGACUGGUCGCUGGUGUCUGCGCUGCGACUGGAGAGCACACAGCAGACAGCUUUCCAGCCUGAGGCGGACCACUCGGAGGGGAGCGCUGAUGGUCAAUUUCUGCUCUUAAGCCCCGCCCCUGAUUCCAAAGUGGCAGGGAGUUGUGAGUACCACUUAACCAGCCCAGUCAUAACCAGAGGAGAAGACCUAUGUGUUUUGUUAUUUGCUGUGUACGAGUCGUCACCAACAGCAGGGGACCUCUUGGUCCUGAUCAAACCCCUCACCUCCAGUUCAUUCGCUGACGCCAUUGUCGUCCAUCCUGAGAGACAAAAAGACACCAGGACUGAGUGGGAAACAGUGGAGAUUUUUAUAGGCCAAAUGGACCAGCCCUUCCAAGUCACCCUGAGUUACACUGGGUGUGUGGAGGACGGAGCCAUUGUGGCUCUUGACUCUCUGCAGUUCUUAGUUUGUGAGCUAGAUGACGAGGAUCAUGCCUUCAAACCAGACGUGGACUGUGGCGAUCAUUUCUACUGUAAAAACCCUGAAUAUUGCAUCGACCAAAAGCAAGUGUGCGAUUUCCACACUGAUUGCCCCCUAGGAGAAGAUGAGGGUUUCAUCUGUGGUGCACUUCCAUUUGGCUCACACUGCUCAUUUGAGCAGGAUGCUUGCGGUUGGUCGGUGUCCAAGCUGCACUCAGCCUGGAGGAGGGUGGCCAGUGAUGAGCUUCUGCAGAAAGAAGACAUGCAGGGUCUCACCCUGAAAAGUACUCCAGGACACUUCUUGUUUCUGGAGAUAAGACCGAGACAUUCCCUGCAGGAGGCAUCUGUUCAGAGCCAUUUUUUUCUUCCUCCUGUCUCCAAUAAGACUUGCCAGAUGCGUUUUUCCUUUCACCUGUUUGGCCGCUUCAAUGGCUCCUUGUCUGUGGCUUUGGAGGAAAAUGGGACCGCCACUGCACCCCUGGUUUGGGAGAUAAAGAGCCCUUCAAAGGAUGACUGGGAGGAUGUUGUCCUGCCGUUGACUGGACUUCAUCAUGAGUUUAGUGUUAAAGUGACAGCUGUUUGGCUCCAAGGCUCCAAUGCUGAUGUUGCCCUGGAUGAUUUCGCAAUAGGUGCAACCUGCUUUGACACAGAUCUCAACGCUUUUCUGCUCAUGGCCGACCUGAGGGAUUUCUUAAGUCCACUCGCAGAGCCUUCGUCAUCAGAUGUGUCUCUGAUGACCUGGUUUUUUAACUCAUGUGGCGCGAGUGGUCCUUACGGGCCCACACAGGCCCAGUGUGACAGUACCUACAGGAACAAAAAUGUCAGCGUGACUGUGGGGAAAGAAGGGCCCUUGAAAGGAGUCCAAAUGUGGAAGGUCCCUGCCACCAACCGGUACCUGAUCUCUGCCUACGGGGCUGCGGGAGGGAAAGGAGCCAAAACCCACAAUAAACGCAAUCACGGCAUUUUCAUUUCGGCUGUGUUCCCUCUGGAAAAAGGGGAUUUACUCUACAUCCUCGUGGGUCAUCAAGGAGAGGACGCAUGCCCUGGAAGAAAUAACCAAACCCAGGAGAUUUGCCUGGGGGAGUCUUCUGUGAUCGAAGAAGGCCUGCAAGCAGAGCCUGGCGCAAAGUGGGCUGGCGGAGGAGGUGGAGGAGGAGGAGCGACCUACAUCUUUAAGGUGGAGGGUGACGAGCUGGUUCCCUUGAUGAUUGCGGCUGGAGGAGGAGGAAACGCCUACAUGGAAGACCCGGAGACCAGUCUGGAUCAGAUACCCCUUGAGCAGUUUGAAAACAGCACCAAAGCCCCCAGUACCAACGGCCAAACCGGCAGGGCAGGUGGAGGUGGAGGCUGGAAGGACAGUCCCGUCGCUGACCCCGUGGCAGGCGGGUCCCUGGUGGAGGGCGCCAAGGGGGGUGCAGCGUGCGAUUUGGCCCAGUCGAAACUGGGCUGGACCACCUACGGGGGUUUUGGAGGCGGAGGUGGUGCCUGCACUUCUGGAGGAGGCGGAGGCGGGUACAGAGGAGGUGACGCUGCACUAACGGACGACAUCACAGCUGAUGGCCGCGAUGGAAUCUCCUUCAUCAACCCGAUUGGUGAAAUUUACCUGCAGCCUCUGGCAGCUAUGGAGAGUCACGGCGAGUGUGAGAUCAAGGUGCAGCUCAACUGCAGCCACUGCCAGUCACAAAGCUGCAGGCGUGAUGAAGUUACCCACCUCAUACUCUGCCUGUGCCACGCCGAUGAGUUCCUGGCCGGCGAUAACGUCACAUGCAUUGGUACAGUAGCAGCUCCUCAAGUCCCACCUCCACAGGGCCACAUGUCGACCACGUUGAUCCUGGCUGUUGUCACCUCCACCGUCGUCAGCGGAGUCGCGUUGAUCUGCGCCGGCGUCCUCCUCAUGUGGCACCGUUGGAAAAACGAUCUGCAGGCAGUGAGGGGCCGCCUCCAGAGUCCCGAGUACAAACUGAGCAAGCUGCGCUCCUCCACCAUCAUGACGGACUAUAACCCCAACUACUGCUUCGCCGGGAAGGCAGCGGGGCUCAACGAGCUGAAGGAAGUGCCGCGCAAAAACAUCUCGCUGCUCAGAGCUCUCGGCCACGGCGCCUUUGGUGAAGUGUAUGAGGGUCAGGUCCUCGGCAUGAGCGCUGAUAACAGCCCAAUGCAAGUGGCCAUAAAGACCCUUCCAGAGAUCUGCUCUGAACAGGAUGAGAUGGACUUCCUCAUGGAGGCACUGAUCAUGAGCAAGUUCAACCACGAGAACAUUGUACGCUGUAUCGGCGUCAGUCUUAACAUCCUACCUCGUUUCAUCCUCCUGGAACUCAUGACGGGAGGAGACAUGAAGACCUUCCUGAGAAAGAACAGACCUCAGCGUGGCCAAAUUCCUCCCCUCAGCAUGCACGAGCUGCUGCAAAUGGCGAGAGACAUUGCACGUGGGUGCCGUUACCUGGAGGAGAACCACUUUAUACACAGAGAUAUUGCUGCAAGGAAUUGCCUGCUCACCUGUCCCGGACCGGAAAGGGUGGCCAAGAUUGGAGACUUUGGCAUGGCCCGAGAUAUUUACAGAGCCAGCUACUACAGGAAAGGUGGUCAUGCCAUGCUGCCUGUCAAGUGGAUGCCACCUGAGGCCUUCAUGGAAGGAAUCUUCACCUGCAAGACCGAUACAUGGUCAUUUGGGGUACUGCUAUGGGAGAUCCUCUCUCUGGGUUACAUGCCGUACCCUUGUAAGACCAACCAGGAGGUGCUGGAGUUUGUCACCAGUGGAGGCAGGAUGAACCCUCCAGAGGGCUGCCCGGGCCCUGUCUAUCGGAUCAUGACCCAGUGUUGGCAACAUUGUCCGGAACAUCGGCCCAACUUCUCCACUAUACUCGAGAGAAUCAACUAUUGCACUCAGGACCCAGAUGUGAUCAGUACACCGCUCCCAGUGGAAUAUCGGCCCACCGCAGACGACGGCGGCGGCGUAGCCAUCCGCCCCUCUAAUCACACGCCCGGCAACUUCACUCCCCUCCCCAUCUCCUUGGAUUCCUCCUCUUCCUCCCAGCUUGGCCACCUGGCGCCCUCGGCUCUUCUCUCGCAGCCCGCCAAGCCUUGCCUCUUCCUCCAGAGAAGCCAGCCCAUUCAGCAGGAGGCGACGUCGUGCCGAGACGUUCUCCCAGAGAAGGAGCCCAUCCCGCCGGCUCCUGGGGGCCGCUGGCUCCACCCUGAGCCUCCCCUGCAGCUACCCAAAAACGGCUUUUCCUCUGGGAGCCAGCGGCUGAAGAACAAAACUAAGAAUUUGUGGAACCCGACGUACGGCUCUUGGGUUUUGGAUAGCUUCAUGUUGAAGAAAACCCUGGCUCCCACUCAGUCCGUUCCCCUCUCAAGCCCCCCGUCUACUUCCUGCAGCGCACCAGCUGUUCAGUCCGGCAGUGCAGGCACAGAGUCCAACCAGGCUGGCGGUGAAACCUCCAAACCUCCCGGCUUCUGCUCUUCUACAUUGCCUCCCCGCCAGGGUCCAAUCUCACCCAACGGGGACUCCAAUAAGAGCCAAAACAGCGCCGGGCAGUCAACGGGCGCCACGGACCUGGCGAAGUUCCACAGUUUCACCUGCGGUAACGUCAACUACGCCUACGACGAGCAAAGCUACGAGGCCGAGAGCUUGCCCUUGGUGGUUCAGACUAAAGCUCCGGACGUCCUCAAAAACACCAUCUCUGCCCCCAGCGUCUCCUCGGGCUUCGGGCUGUCCCUGGGCCUGAACGCGUCCUCCUCCUUCUGCAUGCCCAAGCUGCUGCUCAAGCGCCACGCAAGCUACGGACACGAGGACGUGAGACGACACGCAAAAGCUGAGAAGCCCACGCGAGACCGAGACUCUGGGUUCUCUCUGUCCGAAGACCUGAGCGUCACCCCGAUCUAGGACUGAACCUCUACUAGGUUUUGUGGGUAAACAUCAUUCAUUGACAAACACAGCCUUGUUAAAGUAGCAGCUUUUAACCGCAUGAUGUGACAUUAAAAAAAGAAAAAAACUAAAUUAUUUUGACCAAGUACAACCUCAGGAAAAAACUUGCCUCUCCAAGUACCAACAUAGUGACCAAUAUUAAAAUACAGUAGCAUAAUAGGCCUAAUUAAUUAUUAAAAACAAGGCAGAGGUUUAAUUUAACAAGUAUAUUUAAUGUUUGGCCCCUGUAACAUUACACACAGUGUGAACAGUAACACUGUGUUUCAGUAUUUAAUCAAGUGAUUAUUUGGCGUACCACUAGUGGUACAUGUGCCACAGCUUGACACAGAGCACACGCUGUGCAAAGGGCCCCGCGAUGCAUUUUGUACAAAAAUUGUCAAAUAAUUAACCAUAUUCCUAGCCCCUUCCUGCUCCAUCACUGAAGUGAAGUGAAUAUUUGUAUAGCCCUUUUUCUCUAGUGACUCAAAGCGCUUUACAUAGUGAAACCCAAUAUCUAAGUUAAAUUUAAACCGGUGUGGGUGGCACUGGGAGCAGGUGGGUAAAGUUUUGGCAGUGAAGCGGGGAUCAAACCUGGAAAACCUCAAGUUGCUGGCACGGCGACUCUACCAACCGAGCUGUACCGCCCCAUCGCUGUUAAAAAUAUGAUGGCAACUUUCCCCAGCCAUUCUCACUGUCUCAGGUGGAAGAAAGUAAAAAUUAUGUCAAAUUUGUUAUUUUUCACAACAACAAAAAAGUAUUAUUGAACAGUUUUAAUUUUAGUACAAAAAUGCAUCAUAUUAUUCAAAAAGUAUAAAAAUUGUUUCACUAAAAGUGUGAAAAAGUUAUGUAAAAGUUUGAGGAAUUCCUCAAAAUAAAAUUCUGUUCCAGGCCCCAGUGUGCUUGUCGAAGCCCCUUUUCCCUGAAUAAUAUCACACAUUUGAGGCUUAUUUUACUCCCCAAAAAACAGAUUUAGUCCUCCGUCUCAACUAAAAAUGUAGUUUUUCUUCCAACUUUGGAAUUUGUUUUUCUUAAGCUACUGGACCUCAACUAAUGUCUUCCAGGGGAAAAAAUAUGUCAAAUUUGUCAUUUUAACCAACAAAAAUAUUAUUGAACAGUUUUAAUUUUAGUACAAAAAUGCAUCAUAUUAAAUUCAAGUUUGAUAGAAAAAGUAUAAAAAUUGUUUCACUACAAGUGUGAAAAAAAUUCUGUAAAAAUUUGAGGAAUGCCUCAAAAGAAAAUUCUGUUCCAGGCCCCAAUUUAGCUAAAUGUGUGCAUGUCGAAGCCCCUUUUGCUUGAAUAAUAUCACACUUUUGAGGAUUAUUUUACUCCCCAAAGAACAGAUUUAGUCCUCCGUCUCAACUAAAAAUGUAUUUUGUCUUCAAACGUUGGAAUUUGUUUUUCUUCAGCUGCUGGACCUCAACUAAUGUCUUUCAGGGGAAAAAAUAUGUAAAAAUUCUCAUUUUUCCCCAACAAAAGUAUUAUUGAACAGUUUUAAUUUUAGUACAAAAAUGCAUCAUAUUCAAGUUUGAUAGAAAAAGUAUAAAAAUUGUUUCACUAAAAGUGUGAAAAAGUUCUGUAAAAGUUUAAGGAAUGCCUGAAAAUAAAAUUCUGUUCCAGGCCCCAGUUUAGCCAAAUGUGUGCUUGUCGAACCCCCUUUUGCCUGAAUAAUAAUUUUACUCCCCAAAGAACAGAUUUAGUCCUCCGUCUCAACUAAAAAUGUAUUUUGUCUUCCAACUUUGGAAUUUGUUUUUCUUAAGCUGCUGGACCUCAACAAAUGUCUUCCAGGGGAGACUUGCAUUACAUUUUGACAAACCGCCGCUCUAACAGAACAGGCUUUUUUUUUCUUCCUCUUCUCAGUACACUAGUUUUGGUGUGGCUAAGCCAGAGCCCAGACCUAAAUUCUAGAGCUUGUGCACAAGAUUUGCUUUUAAAUGAAUUGUAAAGGGGAGGGUGUCACAUAUAUACAAUACACACACACACAAAAAAGAAAAACAAGUUAGAUAUCUGUCCACAGCGAUGGUGGUAAUAGUUCAAUAAACAAAUAAAAAUAGUAACAAAAAAUAAAAUAAAACAAAAAAGGCAGACAUUGCAUUGAUUAGCCAUCAAUCUAUGCAAAGUAUGCUAUAAAUAAAUGUAAUUAUAAAAAGGAAAUGGGAACAUUGCCUACACAACAACACAUACAUAUUUUUCUUCUGUUGUAAUUGUUACGCUUGACUGUGAGGUGUAACCGUUAUUAUUGUCCAGCCGGAAACAUCCCAGUAAAGGAUGGUGUAACAAUAAUGAUGUCCGGGUGGAAAUCGGGAGAAAUUUAAGAGAAUGGCUGACCCCGGAGAUUUUCGGGAUAGGUACUGAAAUUCGAGACUCUCCCGAAAAAAAUCGUGAGAGUUGGCAAGUCUGCUGUUAGUAACUAUUUUUAUUAUGGGCCUGUCGCGAAUCAUAGAGCCUACUCACAGCUCCCAAUAAGUCGUACCAUGCUAAUGUUUUUGCUAACAUUUUGACUAAUUUUAUUCAUUUGAACCUAAAAAUUAUGAAUGUUGAAGCUUGGCACCAUUUUACAUGUAUGCUAACUUUUCCUAUGUUUCUAUGCUAAAGUUUUAGCUCAUUUUAAUCAAUGAAUAGUAAAGAUCAAAGAUGUUGUACUUGACGCUUUCUCAGGGGUAUUCUGAUUGCUCCUUUGUUCACAUUAACAUGCUAACAUUAUAUGCUAGCAAUUUAGCUAAGAAUUUUUGUUUAAACAAAAAAAAUCAUGCAUUUUGACAUCCGGCAUCAUCUUGCAAAUGUGGUAACGUUUUCUGUUAGCAAUGGCUAAUAUGCUUGCAAUUGAAAUUAUGUUAAUUAAACCUAAAAAUCAUGGAUUUUAAUACUUGACAAGUAUGCAUAUGUUUUCUGUUUGCAUGCUAAUGUUAGCAUGCAAAUUCUUUAUGCUAGCAUUUUCACUAAUUUGUUUAGACAUAAAAAUAAUGGACUUCCUUACUAGGUGACGGCUUCUUUGUUAGCAUGCUAACAUUUAAACAUUAUUAUGCUAACCUUCGGAUAGUAACUUUUUUUCAGUUAAUUUGCUUUAAAACAACUGCCCAAAAUGGACGAAGUCGGUCUUCAAGCAAUGCUGGACUGAGGUUCACAACACAGACAGCAGGCCCAUCAGAAUCUCCCUGGGAAUUUUAUUUUUUUAUAUUUUUUACUGUAGUUAUAUUAUAUUGUAUCAAAAAGCUGCUAUUUGAACGAGACUGUUGUUUAAUUUUGCAUUGCAAUGCUGGUAUACAAGAAACUCUCACACAUUCUUCUGCGCUGUGAUAAGUCCGAGAGCUGUACUCUUUUUCUUUCUUUGGACGUUUUUCUCUCAUGCUUCCUCUUCCAAACAUUGUCUCCAAGAUGCUGAAAUGUAGACAUUUUAAAGCUUCAGACUUUUAAUUCACUGAGCACACACACACACACACACACACACAAAACUACUACAGUACGAUAUUGUGUAUUUUUCUACUAAGAACUUCGGUCAAAGAAAAAAACAUUUUAAAGACAAGUAGGCUAACGAAGCAUUUCAUCCACAUUUACUGCUAUUGUUAUGGAGACGUCAUACUAUUAACUAUCAGAACCCACAGUUGGUGGCUGUAGGUUUGGGAUUUUGGUACUAUGUUGGUUUGUUUUCUCCAAUAUAUUCUUUAAAUUUG